This is a messenger RNA of Gryllus bimaculatus (two-spotted cricket), 1655 nucleotides long. Lineage: Eukaryota; Metazoa; Arthropoda; Insecta; Orthoptera; Gryllidae. The record is from the annotation of a GenBank genome assembly.
AAAGAAGCUUUACAGCAUUACAUUGUCAGGAUAGAAUUGAAACCCUCUGUGCAAUUACUGUAGAACUUAGUUAUAGUGACUUCUGAUAGAUCAAUCAACUGGACACUGUUACCUAAUCGUGAGUUUUGUUAUAACUUUAAUUUUAGGUAUUGGAGCACCCGAUUGGAUAAUUGCGUCACAGCUGAUGAUCUGUCAAAACGUCACAAUAUUUAAAUCGGCAAUAGUUCUCGGGAAACUGUAUUUGUAAUAGUAACAACGUAUGGCCAAUUGAAAGGAAUGAAUUGGCAUUUACCACUGUGAUCACAAAUAGCAACUUGUUGGAUUGGUGUAGAGAGUUACAGCGUUUUAACGUUUCGCCUGUGUCAAAAUGAUGUCGAAAGGAAUGGAAGCAAAACAUGUGCUGCAUAGUGGGUACUUUCACCCAGUUCUCAGGGCUUGGCAGUGUCCCAAUGUGACUAUCAAGCCUGAGAAUCUUAUGUUUCCUCUCUUUGUGACAGACAAACAUGAACCUACUCCCGUUGCCAGCUUGCCAGGGGUGUCUCGUUAUGGUGUUUCCAACUUGAAGGAAGUCUUGCAGCCAUUAAUUGCUAAGGGGUUAAGAUCGGUGUUAUUGUUUGGUGUUUCAGAGAAUUUAGUGAAAGUUUGUCUAUGUGCUUACACCAGUCAUGGCCAUUGUGGUAUCCUGAAGGACGGUGUAAUCGCCAACGAAGAGAGCAUUGCCCGGCUGGCCCAAGUGGCUGUCAAUUACGCCAAAGCAGCGCCAACACAUAGCGCAGCGCGCCGUGGUGAGUGCACGCUCACGGCCCCCCUAACACGACCUCCUCAGACACUGCUAGCGCCAACACAUAGCGCAGCGCGCAGUGGUGAGUCCACGCUCACGACCCCCCUAACACGACUGCUAGCGCCAACAGUUGGCGCACCGCGCCGUGGUGAGUCCUCGCUCACGGCUCCCUUAACAAGACCUCCUGAGACACCGCUAGCGCUAACAGAUGGUGGUGAGUCCAUGCUCUCGAAUCCCUUAAGACCGUCUACGCGCCCUGCUUCGAUCCCCGCUCGCAACAUCUCCCGUUUGUCACACAGCCUCCCGCCCCUUAGUGAUUGCCCACGCCCCUCGCAGGGCCCCUUCACACGUAGACACAGCGGCCCAACACGGCGGAUGCAAAGAGACGUGGAAGAGGGCUGUGAUAUGCUCAUGGUGAAGCCAGGACUUGCCUACCUGGAUAUUGUGCGACAGACCAAGGACCUGUUUCCUCAAUACCCUCUGUUCGUUUAUCAGGUGCGGACUGUAUCAUUACGUACUUCACUCCUAUGGUGUUGGAUUGGUUAUCACGAAGCAAGCUGUGAAUAAAUAAGUGCUUUAAGCUUGAGCCAUUGAAUAAUGUUAUCCUUUUAAUCACAAAAUAUAAUAUGGUGUCAUGUUUCAAUGUCCUUUUUCUUUAAUUCUUUUACUCAGGUUCAUUUUCCAUUCAUCAUCGGUCCUUUAUCAUUCCCUUUAAUGUUCUUUGUAGAUGAAAGAGAACCUUACCUGUAGCAAAUUUAACAAGUGGUGCAACACACGCAUAUACUUCCUCAUAUUAUGGCAACUUCUGUGCUAUAACUUGAACUUGGCAGGCAAAGCCUAACGGCCUGAAGGAGAACGUGCUUCUUUACAUUUG